Alosa sapidissima (American shad) is the source of this 6510-nucleotide messenger RNA. RefSeq names its product inositol polyphosphate phosphatase-like 1a (gene inppl1a). Gene Ontology annotation, molecular function: protein binding; phosphatase activity. Gene Ontology annotation, biological process: phosphatidylinositol dephosphorylation. The record is from RefSeq and is a predicted model, not a curated record. NCBI's taxonomy places the organism in Eukaryota, Metazoa, Chordata, Actinopteri, Clupeiformes, Clupeidae.
UUCACAGCUUCCCCUUUGCACAAAGCAACCAAAAGCUUGCAGAAGUUGCAGCUAGCGCUCUUGUUCAGACCUUUUGGUCUGUCGACGUUUCAGGUAAGGUUAAGUUGAAACGAGUUUAAGAUUGGGUUGGAAAUAGAGGAAGGAAAUGUGUCUGUUGAAGCCUAGAUUAUUGAACCAGCAGGUCCAUCUUGUAGUAGUAUACACUUUCGAUUCUGCUUUCACUGCAAACACUUCGUGAUUAACUUUGGCGGUUCAGACUUUCACGAGGUGAACGCGGUUAGGAGUAUCGGGAGUCAUUCAGUUCCAGAGAGACAUCUUAUGUCAUGUCUGUCUAAGCAAACGGUCGUCUCGGCUGCUCAAUCUGCCCCUAUAGGUUUCCGCACGCCAUUGCCUGUCAACCUCAGAGCUCUCAGUCAGCCUACCCUAGCAUGGCAGAGUAGGCUACGCGGUGACGAGUAAAACGUCCGUGUCUGCUUCGAGCAAACGGAUACCACGCCAAAGAGAGGCACUGGGGGGGUGGAAAUACAACUAACUGUCGCUAAUUUUGUAUUAAGUUUAAGUCAAGGUGACAUUGCUUAUGUUAAGUUAGGAAUUAACUGACCAAUUCAAAUGCUGAGUUCCGUUGCCGAACGUCGAUGACACACAACGUAAACUAAAGUUACACUAGUAAAGAUGUGUCGAGUUACUUGUAAGCCUACUCUUUGCGAUGCCUAAUCACAGUAGAGUGAUUUAUCAGUAUAGUCUACGCCAGCAGGCGUCUUGCAGACGAAUAAUAUAACUUCUCAUACAAACUCAAAUGUCCCUUAAAAUGCGAUUGUGCGGGUGAUUUAGCUCGCUAGCUAACGAUUAGUGUUUUAUUGAGUUGCGCCCGACUUCCUCAGCGCAAGCUGUGCUGUACCUCGAUGGUAAGCAGUGAGGUCGGCGCUCCAGCUUUCCCGGUUGGAUUUACAUAUGUGUAUUUCCGUGGGAAAGGCGAAGGAGCUCCUUCAAUGGCAGUCUUUCAGGAACCGGGAAGGAAACACAACGGGUAACCCAACGCUGGUGGCACGAAAAAGUUUAAAAAUCGUCCUCGCAGGAGUUGGCUUUUGGAACUUUUGUUGGACUACAUUUCCUAAGUGUUGUUUAACUAUUUUGGACCGCCGGCUUCAACAACAACCACUUUCCUGGGGACAUAUUGUUUGUUCGUCGACAGUUGUGGAGUUGUGUGGCUCAGUGGGGCGAUGGCGGGCAGCGGUGGCGUGUCUCCGCCGGGGACUGCUCCUCCUCUGUGGUAUCACCGGGAUCUGAGUCGCGCUGCUGCGGAGGAGUUGCUGGCGCGGGCCGGGCGGGACGGCAGUUUCCUGGUGCGGGAUAGCGAGAGCGUCAACGGGGCAUACGCCCUGUGCGUCCUGUUCCAGAAACAUGUGCACACCUACAGAAUUUUGCCUGAUGAAGAGAACUUCUUGGCAGUGCAGACCUCUCAGGGAGUUCAGCCAAAGAGGUUUCGGACUCUCUCUGAGCUCAUUCAGUUGUAUCUGCAGCCUGGACAAGGCCUGGUGACCACUCUACUGCUCCCUAUAGAGAGAGAGGAGAGUGCUGAAGAGAAGGACUACUCAGAUGGAGAGGACGAGAAGCCCCCACUCCCCCCUCGCACUGCCUCUACCAGCAGCCCAAACUCUGCAGUAGUUGCCCAGGACACGCCCACUGACUGUGCGGUAGCGUCUAACGGGCUGAGUACCAUCUCUCAUGAGUAUCUGAAGGGCAGCUAUGCUCUGGACCUGGAGGCCGUCAAGCAGGGAGCCAGCAACCUGCCCCACCUCAACAAGACUCUGGUGUCGUCCUGCAAACGCCUGCACGGUGAGGUGGAUAAGGUGUUGGCUGGCCUGGAGAUCCUGUCCAAAGUGUUUGAUCAGCAGAGUGCAUCCAUGGUGUCCAGGAUGAUCCAACAGUCAGUGUCUCAGGGUGGCGAUGAGGAACUAGAGCACUUGGUCACCAAACUAGCCAUCCUCAAAGACCUCCUGUCAUCCAUAGAGAAGAAGGCUCUGAAGGCCCUGCAGGACAUGAGUGCGUCCACCCCCAGCAUCCCCCCUCUGGUCUACACCCGCCACAGCAAAAUCAUCCCCGUGCAGACGUUUGAGGUGAAGCUGGAUGUGAACCUGGCGGACCUCACGAAGCUGGGCAAGUCUCAGAAACACACCCUCUCUGUGGAUGUGGAGGCAGGAAAGCUGGUCGUCACCAGGAAGAUCAAGGACUCCCAAGAGGACUGGACCACCUACACACACGACAAGAUUCGGCAGCUAAUUAAGUCCCAGAGGGUGCAGAAUAAACUGGGCAUCGUCUUUGAGAAGGAGAAGGACAGGAGUCAGAGGAAAGACUUCAUAUUUGCCAGCGCAAAGAAGCGGGAAGCGUUCUGUCAGCUGCUGCAGCUUAUGAAGAACAAACAUUCCAACCAGGAUGAGCCUGACAUGAUCUCCGUCUUCAUCGGGACCUGGAACAUGGGCAGUGUCCCCCCGCCCAAGUCGGUGGGCUCGUGGCUGCUGUGUCGGGGGCUGGGCAAGACUCUGGACGAGCUGACGGUGGCCAUCCCCCACGACAUCUACGUGUUGGGCUCCCAGGAGAACUCCGUGUGUGAGCGCGAGUGGGUGGAGGCCCUGCGCUCCGCCCUCAAAGAGCACACCGACAUCGACUUCAAACAGAUUGCAGUGCAGACGCUGUGGAACAUCAAGCUUGCGGUUUUAGUCAAACCUGAGCACGAGAACCGAAUCAGUCAUGUUGGGAUGUCCAGCGUCAAAACUGGCAUCGCCAACACACUCGGCAACAAAGGCGCUGUAGGCGUGUCCUUCAUGUUCAAUGGAACCUCCUUUGGCUUUGUCAACUGCCACCUGACCUCAGGGAAUGAGAAGAUUCACAGGCGUAACCAGAAUUACCUUGACAUCCUGCGUCUGCUGUCUCUGGGUGAUAAGCAGCUCGGCUCCUUCGACAUCUCGCUGAAGUUUACACACCUGUUCUGGUUUGGGGAUCUCAACUACAGGCUGGAUAUGGACAUCCAGGAAAUCCUAAACUACAUCAACAGGAAGGAGUUUGAGCCGUUGCUAAAGGUGGAUCAGCUUAAUCUGGAGCGGGAGAAAAAUAAGGUCUUCCUGCGCUUUGCGGAAGAGGAAAUCUCAUACCCCCCAACGUACCGUUAUGAGCGAGGAUCCCGAGAUACUUACGUCUGGCAAAAACAGAAGGCCACUGGGAUGAGGACUAACGUUCCCUCCUGGUGUGAUCGGAUCUUGUGGAAGUCUUACCCUGAAACACACAUUGUGUGCAACUCCUAUGGUUGUACUGACGACAUCAUCACUAGUGAUCACUCUCCCGUGUUUGGCACCUUUGAAGUGGGCGUGACAUCACAGUUUGUCUCCAAGAAAGGUCUCCCCAAGUCUUCAGAGCAGGCGUAUAUAGAGUUUGAGAGCAUCGAGGCCAUCGUGAAGACGGCCAGCCGAACCAAGUUCUUCAUCGAGUUCUACUCCACCUGUCUGGAGGAGUUUAAGAAGUGUUAUGAGAAUGACUCCCAGUCCAGCGAUAAUGUGAAUUUCCUGCGUGUUGGUUGGUCCAGUAAGCAGCUGACCACCCUUAAGCCCCUCCUCUCUGACAUCGAGUACCUGCAGGACCAACACCUGCUUCUCACCGUCAAAUCAGUGGACGGAUACGAGUCCUACGGAGAGUGUGUGUUGGCGCUCAAGUCCAUGAUUGGCAGCACGGCGCAGCAGUUCCACACAUACCUGUCUCACCGGGGAGAGGAGACCGGAAACAUCCGCGGAUCAAUGAGGGUCCGAGUGCCGUCCGAACGCAUGGGCACACGGGAGAGGCUCUACGAGUGGAUCAGUGUGGAUAAGGACGAGAGUGGACCCAAGAGCAGGUCAACACUGCCCUCUAGAGGUGGACACGAUUACGUCAAACCUUCCCCAAGCCGUAAGCUGGUCGGUGCGGAGUUGAGUAAAGUUGCGGAGGAAGGAGAGAGGACAACAAACAGCCGCCCCCCUCACACACACACACACACAUCAGCUGGGAAAGAAGACAACACACAGACCAGAGUGAAGCAAGACUCUAUGGAGGGCAAGAACAGCUACAAUAACCCCGCCUACUACAUCCUUGAAGGUGUGCCCAACCAAUCAGCUUCAGCUCUGGCCUCAGACCUGCUCCCUAGCCCCGCCCAGCCAUCCACAGCCAGCAAAUCAGCAGCCCCUGCUGCUGGAGGGGCGGGCAAGAGCAAACCGCCCACAGGAGCUCCCGGCCAAUCGCGUCGCCCCAGCACUGGACGCACCGCCGUCCGGCCAAUCAGCGAGGAGGGAUCGUCGGAGGAGGACGUGAGCUCGGGCGUGGUGAACCGCCCCCCCCCUGACUUCCCUCCUCCCCCUCUCCCUAAGAGCGCGCUCGACAUGACGGACAGCUGCUUCUACCCAAUGGGACGAGAGGGCACCAAGGGGCGGGCCUAUCCAGAGCUGCCAGACCUGAAAACCCCGCCCGCAGCAGUGUCUAAGCCACGCCUCUCCCCUGGACUAGCCACACCCCCUGGACUAACCACGCCCCCAGAGAGUGGCUCCUUUAGCCUGGAGCCGCCCACUCUCAGCCCUCCACCCAAUCCGCCGUUCCGCAGGGCGGGGGUGGGCGGGCCGUCGGGGCUGGACGACCAAUCGUGUUCCGUUUUGCAGAUGGCGAAGACGCUGAGUGAGGCCGAAUACCCAGCUGGAGGAAGGGGGUGUGGUCUCAGGCCAGAUGGAGGCGGGGUUGUGCUCAGGGGGGCGGGACUUACCGACGGCUGCAGAACCUUCCCACCACGAGCAAUUCAGGAGGAGACUGGCACUGAGGAUCUGCCAGAGGAGGUGCUGUGGCAGGGAGGCAGCAGUUGCAGCAGUCUGUCAGUAGAGGGCAGUGUUGGCGACUGGCUGCAGCGUCUGGGGCUGGAGUGCUACGAGGAGGGCCUACUGCACAACGGCUGGGAUGACCUAGAGUUCCUCAGUGACAUCACAGAGGAAGAUCUAGAGGAGGCGGGGGUGCUUGACCCCGCCCACAAGCAGAUCCUAUUGGCCAGCCUCAGGCAGCAGCAGAAGUGACCCAGCAGAAUGACCCAGCAGAAGUGACCCAGCCCACUCACCCGCAUCCAAUCAGAUGCUAAUCUGGUGUCCAAUCGGAUCCUAGUUUGCCCUCCGCAGUGUGUCGUGCGCUCUACGCCACUCCACGCCCCGCCAGACCACUUCCUUCCUGGCGCUCACGGACAGGAAGUGAUGUCAUAACAGAGCGCCUCGUCACCCAGGGGCCUGGCUACAUUCCCCAGACAGAGGCUGGACGUUUCAACUCGUAGUGUUCUUUUUAACGAUGACGGACAUUUCUGUUGUUUUAUCUCCUUUGUCAGCUGCAGGUUUGAAUUUUGAGAAAAGGGAAUCACUCUGAGUGGGUAAGAGGGAAUGGUGUGUGUGUGUGUGUGUGUGUGUGUGUGUGUGUGUGUGUGUUUAUGAAAGGAGACUAUUAUUAUUAUGACAAGUGACUUGUGUACUUGACCUGAAACUGUAGUAUUCUCUUUUAGGUAGUACUGGACACACUCAACGUAGAUGAGUGCUUUGGGCAGAACUCCUCCAGCCUUUUCCUCUCUUAAAGAAAUGAAAUGAUUAUUGUGUCUGGAUGUGUCAGCUGGAUUUUAGAUGAAACAAUGACAGUUUUCCUUGAAAGUAUUUUUCUGCAUUUCUCCCUCUCUCCUCUAUCUCCUCCUCCUCUCCUCUCCUCUUUUGUCUCCUCCUCUCCUCUGACCCCUGUACUGUCUAUUUGUUCUGGUCAGUCAUGUGUCCACUAGGGGUCAGUGUUGCACAGUCCUGAGUCCCCCGUCUCAGGAUCCUCUCAGCCCUGUUUCUGCUACAAGUCUGGAUCAGACAGGCCUCUAUCCCUACCUGUGUGUGCGUGUGUGUGUGUGCGUGCUCUGCAGUGUGGUUCUGUAGUCCAGCUCUGGGCCACGUGUGUGAGAUUCAGCAGCUGGUAGGGUUCUGAUGGGCCGGAAUGCCCCGGGGGUUCUGUUUGCGCUUGAUCUCUAUGGAAACGUGGGAGAAUCAGAACCCUAUCAGACCAAACAAUGGAAUCUGAACCCUGUCCUUGGUGUUUCCAUGACUACCAGAAUUACCACAAAUUAACACAAGAAUGGAGUCUCCUGUUUUAUGGGUUUAAUGGCAGUUAUAUUUUUGAGCUAAUGGAUAUAACUGCUGCAAUCUUUCUCAUUUUUAUAUCUGUAUCAAAUGACCCUCCCCAUCCCCCACCCACCUACAAACACACACACACACACAUGCGUAAGGUUGGCACUUUUCUUGGGUUAGGUCUUGUCUUGUCUACGUUGAGAGUUGAGUUGAGAAGUGUUUGUGUAGGAAGUGAUCCCUGCUGACUGAUGUGUCUAAUCCUCUGCCUGUUGCGCCACCCUGACUGAAUGAAGCUUCUGUCUCCAGGCUUAAUGUCUAACUGUUCUUUUACUGGUUGUUUCUCACAGAAAUAAAACUAACUCUUCCCGUA